AUCGUCUAUUUGAAUGUGUGCUUCUAGGCUUUUGCAACAUAUCCCUUGCUGAUGCGCCGCCGACUUCUAGUCAAGGCCCAUGCAUGAUCUCCGCCUCAUCGUCCGUGGGCUAUCAUGUAGACAAUGCUAGGAUAGAUGUGCUUAGAGAGGACUUUUCUAAUCUUGUGAUAACUGAGAAUAACUUAGGUAAUGUUAGGGUAUUGGCUAUCUUAAGACUCUUCUGAUAUUGCCUCAUGCUUUGGUGUUCCUUUCAGGCUCUUAACCUAUGAGUUUAAUGGCUACCUGCUCAACCUAGGUAAGGUAGGUAGGCAAUCCACUUGCCUGCCGGUCUAUUAGCCUAUCUAUUGGAUUAACAAUUCACCGUAAAUCCUGCAAAAGAAGAUCGAGGCAUUUAUGUUCUCGUCGAUCCUCAUUCGUUUCCUCUUCUCCUUUCGCAGUUUACCCGUCCUUGACUCACCUCUCCAAUAAAUCAAUACUCUUCUUCAACGGCUUUAAUCAUGGCAUUCACACUAUAUGAUGCGACUAUCGUCGAGGCUAAACUGGCCCUGGCAUCACUGGAUCACAUCCUCACUGAAGCAGAGAAGCAUAGCAAUGCAGCCAGCUUCCCAGAUGCGCGACUUUACGAAGACAUGAACCCGUUGAGCUUUCAGGUCCAUGCAGCCACUCGAUUCGCCGAGAAGCUAGUCGCCAGGCUCUCUGGAAGGGAGUCUGUCGAGUUUGAAGACGAAGUCGUCACAUUUGAGGAUAUGCACUCGCGCAUUCGAAAGGCCCAAGAGUUGCUUGAAAAGGCUGAUAAAGACGUCGUGAAUCAGCAGGGAGAGGAGGUUGCCCCGACAGCAUUGCCAUCGGCGGGAACAAUGGACCUGCCUGGGAAAGCAUUUGCCAUGGGAGCGGCUGUCCCUAAUAUCAACUUUCAUCUGUCAAUGGCUUAUGCUAUUCUGAGGAAGGAGGGUGUGCCAUUGGGAAAGAAGGAUUUCAUCAUGCCAUUUGUUGGCGAGUAUAUUGUGAAGAUGCAAUAGAGGCGGGACUACCUGAAGUGAUUGAGAUGACAAUUGACCACCCUACAUAUUGCUGUUUGGCCUUACGCCUCAUGGCCUAUAUCUAUGUCAAAAAAGUCUGCCAUUGAAUGACCUCUUUGGUCAUCCAUUUCAUGGUCCCAUGCUGGUAGGACCUUGGACAAAUGUUGUCAUUUAGACUUUAUCAGAGAGUCUUGUUCUAGCCUUGUAACAUAUAUGUACCGUUGUGAUAAUGAGUGAAACCGAUUUAGAUCAAAUGUUUGUACACUUCUAUAAAAUUAUUCAGUU
Fusarium redolens is the source of this 1304-nucleotide messenger RNA. RefSeq lists its product as uncharacterized. NCBI's taxonomy places the organism in Eukaryota, Fungi, Ascomycota, Sordariomycetes, Hypocreales, Nectriaceae. The transcript has a single exon. The record is from RefSeq and is a predicted model, not a curated record. Bases 498 to 1019 code for a protein of 173 amino acids.